Theobroma cacao (cacao) is the source of this 1475-nucleotide messenger RNA. RefSeq names its product Pathogenesis-related thaumatin superfamily protein. NCBI's taxonomy places the organism in Eukaryota, Viridiplantae, Streptophyta, Magnoliopsida, Malvales, Malvaceae. The record is from RefSeq and is a predicted model, not a curated record.
UCUCUUUAUUUGAUCUACUUAUGACAUUGUUUCUGGGUAUUUUAUUGCAACUUGCAGGUCUUUUUAGCAGUAAUGGAAUAGUCUCAGAUUGAGUUGUUUAGGUUUCAAAUCAAUACUAGACAACUUUAGGCAUGUUCAGUCUGGCAGAGCUCUAAUCUUAAAGGAAGUAAAUAUGUUUUUUAUGAAGAGAAAAGAAACCCCUGAUUUGAAGCAAUGGAUAUAUGCCAUACAUCAUCAAAGUGAAAGUGAAAAGAGAGUUGAAAAAGAAAGCCAUAGACGCAACUGUUGGGAUUUUCUUUUCCCCAUUAACCGUUCAAGUUAAAAGGUGGUGGCUCUCUAAUGCAAUCCUUGUGGCACAAUAUUUGGAAGCCUCACUCUCUGGCAGCUCAGAACAAAAAGGGCAACUUCUUCUUAAUCCAAUCCAAAACUUUGAGACAAUGCCAACUUCUUCAAUCUUGUUUUCUCUCUUCCUUUGCCUGUUAGCAUUUUCCACAAUUGCAGAUGGGGAACAAGUCAUACUUGUGAACAACUGCAAGGAAAGCAUUUGGCCAGGGACACUUGGCGGUGCAGGUCAGGUCAGCCCUAAAGAUGGUGGCUUCCAUCUUGGUAGUGGUGAAGAAGUAGUCCUUGACGUGCCGCAGAAGUGGUCAGGGAGGAUAUGGGGCAGGCAAGGUUGUAAUUUCGACAGUAAUGGGAAGGGUUCUUGUGAAACUGGUGACUGCUCUGGAAUGCUUCACUGCCAAGGAAAAGGAGGUACACCCCCUGCAACUGUGAUAGAAAUGACUCUAGGAUCAUCUUCUUCACCACUGCAUUUCUAUGAUGUUAGUUUGGUUGAUGGCUUCAAUCUUCCGGUUUCAAUGAAACCUGUCGGGGGAGGAAUUGGUUGUGGAGUUGCAUCAUGUGAAGUUGAUUUGAAUGUUUGCUGCCCAUCAGCAUUGGAAGUGAAGAAAGGAGCCAAGGUGGUGGGAUGUAAGAGUGCCUGCUUGGCCAUGCAAUCAGCUAAAUAUUGCUGCACAGGGGAGUAUGCAAAUCCAAAUACCUGCAAGCCAACGCUUUUUGCACAUCUCUUCAAGGCUAUCUGCCCAAAGGCCUAUAGCUAUGCUUUUGAUGACUCUAGCAGCCUUAACAAAUGCAGGGCUUCACGUUAUGUUAUUACUUUUUGCCCUCCUCAAUGAACAAUGUCAAAAAGAAGAAAAAGGAAACAACUCAAGGUUGUUGCCAUGGCCAUGUUAGGGAAGUCAACGCCACCACCAACAGAGUGUUUUUUAUGAUUUUUACCGGUAAUUAUUAGUUGAAAAACAGAUGGAUCAGUUUCUUCCCUCCUUCACAAAUUAGCUGAUAGGAUUAUGAAGGUCUGUUAGUAAAGAAAUGGAUGGAAAAAUUAGUUUUCCUCUAUGUUUUGAAAUGUAUCUUGCAAUAUGAAUAGAAACUGAUAUACAUACUGAUGCAUGGUGUAUUCUGCUUUUGCUACAGAA